AGACGCUACUAUUUUUCUGAUGCCCCCAUAAAUAUCCAUCCCACAAGACUGUCCCCAAACUAUUGUCUUCGAUCUAGGGUUUCUUGUGGUUACUCGUUUCUGAGUCUGAUAUAUUCACACAUAGAGAUAUAUAUAUGCAUUCGCCAAAUUCUCUCCUAAUUGUAUCAGGAUUCGUCUGAUUUCUCUUUCAGUUCAUUUCCCAUCCAUUUAACAUUGAUAAGGGGUUUUUUCAACAACUAUGAUUAUCACUUUUCUCUUUCGAUUUUCAUCAUCGCUCGUCGUUAAGCUUCAGAAUCUCCGAGUUCUUGGACCUGGUUUGAAUCCAUUUGCACCCUACAACAUCGCCAAUCACUUCUCUCGCUAAUUCUUUUCCCACCCUUUUUGUGUUCUUCUCUUAAAUCAUGUAAAAGCCGUGAAUCGUAAUCAUCUAUAGGUCUUAUCGGUUCGUAUUUCUAGGGUUUGUGGUAUUUCAAAGAUAAGAUCAAUCUUUUUGUUGAAAACUUCGAGUUCAAGGGUUGGUUUGUUGUUAUCGAUUUCUUUUGAAGGUUGUGUAUUUUGGGUACUUUAUAGAAGGAUGCCAGACGAGCAGUUGGGUUCUAAUCGAGGGAGCAGACGCACUCGUAGGUCUGCAGGUGAUAGGGACGAUCGAGGUUGGACUAUGCUUCACGUUGGUGCCCGAAGAGGCGAUCUCAAGGAGGUUAAACGACUUCUUAAUGAAGGAAUGGACGUGAAUGUGGCUGCAUGGGGCCCCAAAUCGCAAGGGGUGACCCCUCUCCAUCUCGCUGCCAAGGGUGGCCACCUCAAAGUUAUGGAUGAAUUGCUUGAGCGUGGUGCUAAUAUUGAUGCCCGAACAAAGGGUGCCUGUGGCUGGACUCCUCUUCAUAAUGCAGCUAAAGAAAGAAACAAGAAAGCAGUCAAGUUCCUCGUAGAAAAUGGGGCAUUCUUGCCGGAUGACAUCAACGACACCAGAUUUAAUCCACCAGUUCAUUAUUGCUCUGGUCUUGAAUGGGCUUAUGAGGAGAUGAAGCGUCUUCACCAAGGAAACUCAUCAUCAGGCGAGACCUCUUGCAGCUCUGACAGCUGAGCAAAUCUAGCCUACUCUCUGCACACCCUACUUUCUCUUGAAAUUCAUCAUCAGGGGAGACCUCUUACCGCUCUGACAGCUGAGCAAAUCUAGCCUACUCUCUGCACCCUAUGUUUCUCUUUCUUAUGUUUGAUGUUGGUGUUGCUAUAUGUUCUUGGUAAAUAUGGAUGAAAAUAAAAUAAAACAUUUACAUGGUUGCGCCUUGUUUUGUGUCAUGGAUAUGGCUGAUGUUACAAUAGGAUGUUUGAGUGUCUUUGAACGGUAAUCAGAAUAUAUGUAGCAUUGGAAUUGUUAUUUUUGUUUCAUGUCAUGGAUAUGUUGAUGUAACAAUCAUUUGUUUGGGUGCUUCAAUCGGUAUUUAUUGUCUUCGGAA
Molecule: messenger RNA, 1457 nt
Organism: Cornus florida
Lineage: Eukaryota; Viridiplantae; Streptophyta; Magnoliopsida; Cornales; Cornaceae
Product: phytochrome-interacting ankyrin-repeat protein 2-like
Exons: 3
Coding region: 575-1084 (169 amino acids)
Molecular function (GO): protein binding
Source: RefSeq, a predicted model, not a curated record